Messenger RNA from Dentiscutata erythropus, 807 nucleotides. NCBI's taxonomy places the organism in Eukaryota, Fungi, Glomeromycota, Glomeromycetes, Diversisporales, Gigasporaceae. The record is from the annotation of a GenBank genome assembly.
AUGGAAAUUUUUAAAUAUGCUAAUGGACGAAGGUUUCAUAAUGAUGAAAACUCUAAAUACUUUUUACCAAAUGAUGAUGAAGAAGUUGACAGACUUCAAAUCCAACAUUUCCUUUUCUGUUACAUAUGGCAAGGCAAUUAUUCAUCUCCUGUUAGUGACUUACUAGAUCGGGGUGGUGCUAAAGUCCUAGAUGUCGGUUGCGGUCCUGGCACUUGGCUUUUAAAUAUGGCGACUGAUUAUCCAAGAGUUUCAUUUACUGGCGUAGACAUAUCUCCAAUCUAUCCUUCUGAAAUAAAACCUUGCAAUCUAACAUUUCAUAAUGCAAACAUAUUAGAGGGUUUACCAUUUCCUGAUAAUCAUUUCGACUUUGUAUAUAUGAGAUUCUUAUUAACUGCAUUCACUGAAGAUGAUUGGCAAAAUAAAGUUAUCCAAGAAUUAUGUAGAGUUCUUAAACCAGGUGGAUACAUUGAAAUUAUGGAAGGUGAUAUGGUACUUAAUCCAGAAGGCGAUUGUGGAAAAAUUUUAAUGAAUGCUUGUAUGUUAUUAAAAAAUAUGUUGUUUUUGUAUCAAAGAUUAUGCCCAGUAGGAACUUGGGCUGGUCGUGUCGGUGAAGGCAUAUGUCAAGAUUUUUGCUCUACUUUAUACACAUUACGUGAUACUCUUAGUGAUGUAAUAGAAUCUGAGGGCAUUAUUGGAGAAAAAAGCGAAAAAUUUGUUUAUGACGAUUUGGUAAAAGGAUUUGUUGAUGAGUGUAAUGAGUUCAAAGCAAAUUUUAGACAUUGUAGAUUUUAUGCUCAAAAAAUCUGA